Trichechus manatus latirostris (Florida manatee) is the source of this 1014-nucleotide messenger RNA. RefSeq names its product nucleic acid binding protein 2 (gene NABP2). The transcript has 6 exons. Gene Ontology annotation, cellular component: SOSS complex. Gene Ontology annotation, biological process: mitotic cell cycle checkpoint signaling; double-strand break repair via homologous recombination; response to ionizing radiation. Gene Ontology annotation, molecular function: DNA binding. Bases 53 to 688 code for a protein of 211 amino acids. The record is from RefSeq and is a predicted model, not a curated record. NCBI's taxonomy places the organism in Eukaryota, Metazoa, Chordata, Mammalia, Sirenia, Trichechidae.
GAGCCUCCAUUCGCCUUUCCCCCUUCCAGUGGGGUGCCGAGGCUUGGGCAGCAUGACGACGGAGACCUUCGUGAAGGAUAUCAAGCCAGGGCUCAAGAAUCUGAACCUCAUCUUCAUUGUGCUGGAAACAGGCCGAGUGACCAAAACAAAGGACGGGCACGAGGUUCGGACCUGCAAAGUGGCAGACAAAACUGGCAGCAUCAACAUCUCGGUCUGGGACGAUGUGGGCAACCUGAUCCAGCCUGGGGACAUUAUACGGCUCACCAAAGGGUAUGCUUCCGUGUUCAAAGGUUGUCUGACACUAUACACUGGCCGUGGAGGUGAUUUGCAGAAAAUCGGAGAAUUCUGUAUGGUUUAUUCUGAGGUUCCUAACUUCAGUGAGCCGAACCCAGAGUACAGUGCCCAGCAGGCACCCAACAAGGCGGUGCAGAACGACAGCAGCCCUUCGGCCCCCCCGCCUACCACUGGCCCCCCUGCUGCUUCUCCAGCCUCUGAGAGCCAGAAUGGGAACGGACUGAGCACCCCACCGGGCCCUGGUGGUGGCCCACACACCCCUCACACUCCCUCCCACCCACCCAGCACCCGAAUCACCCGCAGCCAGCCCAACCAUACAUCUGCUGGCCCUCCUGGCCCCACCAGCAACUCUGUCAGUAACGGCAAAGAAACCCGAAGGAGCAGCAAGAGAUAGCAAAACACUCUUCAUCCCUGCCUGCCACUGAGCAGACAACCCAAGCGUCUCUGCUGGAGAACAAGACAGCCUUCUACUGGGCUGCUGGCUUGGGGGGAGGCGUAGCGGUAUCUUACCACCAAACUUCAUUGGCGGGGCAAUGAGCAGUGGCCUUAUCCAUUAAGCCCGGGUUCCCCCCUUGUCUAGCUGCAGCUGCCUGUCCCUUGGGAUUCGUGGCACUCUGCCCCCCUUCCUCUUUAGAAGCAACAGUUACCGUCUGUUUCUUGUGUGUGUGAUGUGGGAGGCUAACUGAGAGUCCCCUUUCCUAAUAAAUGUUAUCAUUCUGC